Messenger RNA from Pristis pectinata (smalltooth sawfish), 1151 nucleotides. RefSeq names its product prothymosin alpha a (gene ptmaa). Gene Ontology annotation, biological process: positive regulation of transcription by RNA polymerase II; negative regulation of apoptotic process. The transcript has 5 exons. The record is from RefSeq and is a predicted model, not a curated record. Gene Ontology annotation, cellular component: nucleus. Gene Ontology annotation, molecular function: histone binding. Bases 297 to 626 code for a protein of 109 amino acids. NCBI's taxonomy places the organism in Eukaryota, Metazoa, Chordata, Chondrichthyes, Rhinopristiformes, Pristidae.
GCGUUCGCCCAAUGGCGGGGCGGGGUGGCGGUCACGUGACUUUAAACCGGGAGCCGUGACGCGGUGGCCGUGUAAAUGCGCGAGCCGCGGCGGCGAGCCCCUCAUUCUGUGCGCGAGCCAUAUUUGCAUUGUUUGCCGAGCCCCAGCGGCGGCGGGAAGCAGGAGCGGCGGCGGCGGGGGCAGCAGCAGGCGCUCAGUCCGUGCCACAAGCUACAGACUCCGCUUCUCAACUCUCUCUCUUUUUGUGUGUGUGUGUGCGUGUGUUACUUCUAAAGCGCGCCUUCGCCGCCGGCAUCAUGUCAGAAAGCAAAGUAGAAAAGAGUGUCGAGCGAUCCCCGAAGGAUCUGAAGAAAACUCAAGAAGUGGAGCCUGAGAAUGGCAAAGGUGACGCACCAGCCAACGGAAAUGCUGAGAAUGAAGAAAAUGGAGAACAAGAAGUUGAAGAGAAUGCAGAUGAGGUAGAAGAUGAAGAAAGCGAAGAUGUUGGUGAAGAUGAUGAAGAGGAAGAGGAUGAAGAAGAUGAGGAGGGUGAUGAAGAUGAAUGUGAGGGUGCUGCAGAGAAACGAGUGGCUGAAGAUGAAGAGGAUGAUGUUGCAAAGAAGAAGCAGAAAACAGAUGAUGAAUAAACUGUACUUUCUUCCACAUUUCCCCUUUUUUUUUUCUUGUUGGAAAAACUUGGUCAUCAUCACUAAGUAGAGUGUACACCAGUGCAAGUCAACAGCAGAAUUUUUAAAUAAAAUUACUAAGACUUCAUUGCCCUACUUCUUUCUUAAAAUCCUAAAGGAGAAUUUGUUUGUAUUUUUAUUUACAUUUUAUAUUUUUGUACAUAUGGUUAGAGGUCAGCCAAUUUAAACAUUGACCUCUGGUGACCAAACAGGGCUUUGAAGGUCUUCUGUAAAACAGACUUUACUGGUGGUUUGACCAUGUCUUGGCCACAUUAUCAUAAAGGUAACCUGUAAAAAAUAAAAACACAAAAUUAAUUUGAUCAUUCCAAUAACUGUGUAUGUACUUUAGCUGUACAAUAAGUAGUUGGUUUGUAUGAGGUGGAAAGGCCAAAGAUCAAGGUUUUUUGUCUGAAAUACUGUCCAUUGUGGCCUGUUGUAUGUGUGAAACAGUUUGUUGUCCAAUAAACCGGAAUUUUAUUUUGCUGA